Messenger RNA from Topomyia yanbarensis, 4471 nucleotides. RefSeq names its product anillin (gene scra). Lineage: Eukaryota; Metazoa; Arthropoda; Insecta; Diptera; Culicidae. The record is from RefSeq and is a predicted model, not a curated record. Gene Ontology annotation, cellular component: actomyosin contractile ring. Gene Ontology annotation, biological process: actomyosin contractile ring assembly; mitotic cytokinesis; septin ring organization. The coding region runs from base 271 to 4161 and encodes 1296 amino acids. The transcript has 9 exons.
AAUUUUUGCACUGCCUGGCAGCAAAUCGUAACAGUCGUUGAUGAUUCUGAUGGCGGAGUGAUAAAUUGGUGGGUUUGUCUGUAUUUUCGCCCUGAAUAAACAGUUAUAGAGCUGCUCUUUAUCAAAAAGGUGUAAUAAAACCUUGCGGUUAUUGAACAUAGUGUUUUUCAGACAAAAUAGUGUUGAUUUUCGUGUCAAUUUAAAACAGUUAUCCUUUGGUGUAAUCGACCGUUACCGCAAAGCGUUUUCCCGUCUCAAGCUAAUGUAAAAAUGGAUCCAUUUACGCAGAAUAUACUAGAGCGAGCUGAAAAACGAGCUGCCGCCUUGGGGAUUACAAACACGUCAAAAUUUCCUCUGUCGGAGUUCAACUACGACAUACCUACUGCGUCUACAUCGUCGGUGGUUCCAAAAUCUCCGGCCAAAAAGUCGCCUGGUGCGACAGGAGCGUAUAACAAAACCCCAAAGAAAAGUUCUAAUACUGCUGUUGUGAUUGGCAGUCGCAGUCCAAACAGUACGACCAAUGCUUCCAAUACUACUAAAAUUGAGAGUAGCGGUUCCGGGAAGGAUGUUGAUGUAGCUGUCGAAAUCAAUAUAACUACCGGGUCGAAUGUGCAAGUUGAGGUAGAAGUAGCAGAAUGUGAAGUGGAUGCUAAUGGCAAGAUUACCCGAAAGGUGGAGAACAAGUCGGAUGAUGUCGACACUAAAAACCUGAUAAGAGAUUCUUCUCGCAAUCAACUGCAGCGGUUAGGUACACUUUAUUCUGAAACCCAGGAUCUAUCAUCACCGGUACAUCGUACAGAGGGACGGUUUCAUGAAGAUGAUGUCAUGGCAAAAGAAAACAUCAGACCUCGGCCAAAAUUGGCUAAGCUAGCAAUGUUGGCUGACUCGAUCAAUAAUUGGGAAGAUGAUACCUCACAUCCUGAUAUAACACAUCACCGAGAAACGCUCCAAAUUGUGAAACCAGACAGGAGUCCUAGCAAGAAAAGCCCCAAGAAAAAGGAAAGCAUGAAGUCUUCGGAAAUGCCAACCAAGAAAAACCCGGCGCCCAAUCCACCCAAAUCGAUUCUCAGUCCAGCAAAGCCUUCCGGUACGGAUCUUGACAAAGCUGCAACGAAAACUUUAAAGUGGGACCAAAAGGUGAUGGAUGCCUUGGAAUCGCAGGGUUUCCAGAGGCGAGAAUCAAGCACUUCCAAGCUGGUGUACGAUUACAAAGGGCAAACGAAACAACCCCAAGAAAAGCAGGAAACAGAAAUGAACGAAAAGGCCUUGGUUCCAUUGAAAAAAGUUCGCGCGCCUGAGAUGCCUAAUAUUUCUAGAGAGCGUGUUCCAGCCCAAGAACAGAUACAACCACCAGUAAAGAAAGCUGAAAUCAGUAAAGGACUAGUAUCGGACCGAGCUGCUAUGUUCGAAAAAUCUAAACGGCAAUCAAUUCUUCGAAACCAGAAAGAUCCGGCGGAAAUGUCACUUAAGGAACGUCUAGCUAUUUUUGAAAAGAACAAAGGCCAAGCGCUUGUACCUAAAUCACCUUUCGGAAUUGCUCCGUCAAUCAAACAGAUUACUGGAGAAUCUACAACAAACAAUUUGGCAAAGCACACUCCUUGUCUCGCUGUCCAAGGCAUCGGCAUAGGAACAGUUCCAAAAGAACAACCCGUUUCUCAAAAGCAAAGAAUCGAUACAUAUAACAAACCACCAGCAGCGGCUUCCACAGCAUCAGGUUCCGCGAUCAAAAACACCUUUGCAGCACUAAUGUCCAAUAAUAGCACCUUGUCGGAAUCGCAAAUUUUGGAAGAAACUCGACGCCAGCGACAACAAGAAAUGGAAAUGCUACUGAAUCGUUUCUCCAAGCGUACAGACAUGUCGUCGGAUGCUCUCAUAGAAAAACCCAUUCCUUCACCACCUCCGAUGCCUCCAGAUGGUUAUCUAACUAUGAGCGCUAGGAAAUCCGACGCAGCGACAUCAUCGGGUAAUAAACGGCGAAGUGGUGAAGAACACAUCAGUCCAGAAGUGCGUUCCACGCUGGACGAAGUUAAACGCAUUCGGGUAACUGCCCCCAAAAGUGGGCGCCUCUAUCCGACGUUGAGUGACAUUGAAACUGAAACUACAGAAUCGGAAGGAGACAAUUACACGACAGCGACCGUUUCCGGGGAAGAGAGCGAACGAAACCAGACUUACUAUCAUGACUGCUAUGGCGAGGAGGAACAGGAAGAAUACGAUGACGACGUGGACGAAGAUGGGCAUCCCAUCGACGAGGAUGAUGAUAGCUACAUGUACUCCGACGAUGAUGAUCCCGAGCUAGGCGAUGGGAUAUGUGAUGUCAGUUUGGGUCAGGAAAUAAUGCAAGCUGUCAAGUUACAGGAUCGUCGUGUGAGCUACGGCAGACGACGACAGAGUCACGAUAGAAAGAUUGAUCAGCAGCAGGGUAGCAAACAACAGCGACAAUCAGGGCAGAGCCAUCAGAGCCAGAACAGUUCGACGAGCGAAGUGUCUGGUAUACUUGACGAUAUGGAUCAGUUUCUGGAUGAAGCACUUGAUGAGGAGAAUGGGGAAGAAUAUGACACACCACGUAAAUCGUCUGUUUCUUCGAAUAGUUUUUCAUACAAGAAAAAUCCCCGCAAUACAGCGUACCACACAAUCGACGAAGAUGAAGCCGAAGAAAAAAAAGACCCCGAGAAGCCAACAACCCAGCAUCAGCAGAUCAUCAACGAAGACUACAGCAGCCCGGUCAAGUCAGAGCUGAAAAUAAACCCAUCUGACGAUAACAACAUGGUCACACUGGUUCACACGGUCAGUUUCUAUCGCCGUCAACAAAACUCGAACAACCCAACACCGGUAAAAAAGAUUAUACGCACUCCAGUGCACCCUCAAAGAACAGUGGAAUCUACCACGGAGGAAUCAGAUGAUGCCACCUCUACAGCGACUGCAACGAGCAGUGCUACUUUUUCGGACGAAAAUGAUUAUCUCGUACAAGACAAGGUAAAGAAGUUAUUGGAUGAAGUCUGCAAACAACAGACAGUAAUUGCACAGACAAGUCAGGCAUUGAACCUAUGUGCUGCGACAAUAGAAUUCUCCGGCUCCAGGGAAUCGGUUGAGGGCGAGCGACAUCUCUUAGUAGCAACGCAUCGUCGCCAAGCAAUUCUGGACGAAGUUCAGCGUCUUCGUGUAGAAGGAUGUCUCCGACCGCCAGGAGCUCCUACCGACAAGGGUCGCCUAACUGUUCAAAAAAUCACACUUCCUUUGAAGCGGCAUUACAUAGAAAAGAUAACGCAGAAUAAGGACUUUUGUGGUCAUCAUUUGAUUUGUCUACUAAAAUAUAACGAAACCGUACUGGCAACACAAACGAUUCUGACUUCAAAAGAUCCCCAUUUGGUUCAGUUUCCCGAUGUGCUCCAACUGAGCAAUGUGUUUGCUGAUUUUAAGAUAACUUUGGAAAUAUACGGCAUGACAGCGCAGCCAGAAAUACUACCACACGCGAUCAAAUAUCACAUUGCGAAGAAUAAGAAGGGCUCCAGCAAACUGCAUACGCCAAAAGGUAUCAAAAGCAACUCUCGGCUGAUCAUGCCACCGGUACAAUCUCCCGCUGGUCCACAUGCUGUCCGAAGCUCCGCACUAGUACAGUAUGGUUUCAUAAUUUUUUCUCUGAAAGAAAUUCAGCGAACCAUGUGGACGCUAAACCCAGUGUCGGGUGUCAGUCCGCUCGAAGGUACAGUUCAAAUGGAGGUAAAUUGUGAACUUAGCGUCACCGUUGACUAUCGUGGUUUUCUCACGAUGUUCGAAGACGUUUCCGGUUUCGGGGCGUGGCAUCGUCGCUGGUGUCGGCUUUACGGUCACGCACUUAAAUAUUGGACUUAUCCGGACGACGAGAAACGCAAGCCUCCAAUCGGAAGCAUCGAUUUACAGAAUUGUUGCACUCAACAAGUAGCCGUUGCUCCACGACUUGUUUGUUCUCGAUUAAAUACACUCCUGUUGGAAUUCCGCAGACCCGCUCAACCUAACGAUGUCGAAUCGCUAGUACUGGAAAAGCAUGGAAAUAUGGUCAUCCAACGGCAUCUACUGUCGGCAGAUUCUAAGGAAGAACGCGACGAAUGGUGCGCUCAAUUAAACAAAUCACUUGUUCUGCUGAAAACAUGGGGGAAGACAAACAACAAGAGCACGAGUUUCUGAUGACCCGCGCUAGCCUCAGAUGGGCUUUGUACAGAUCAAACAUAGGUAGUAUUAUACAACUUUGUUGUAUCUUUUAUAUAUUUUCGGAGCAAACGCAUAUUUUAUAUUUGCAAUGAGUGUGAUUUUGCCAAAUAAUCUAAAUACUUCAAUUACGAAAGCAUUUUCACAUUCCAUUUGUUCUGAACUUUUUGUCGGGGCAUUCAUUUAUUUGCCGACGUGUUUCGUUAUAUUGCUUGUCCGAUUUUUUUACCGUUUGCGCCAUUUAAUUUACACAUCUAAACAAAAUAUAGUACUUGAUUUUUUAACUGUU